GACCACCUACAAUUCCUUGGUUGUCCCUAGCAAACUUGGCUAAAGCGAGUCUGAUUCUGAUUAUUGUGUGUCAUGAUAUGCGUAUGCGCAAACGUAGACGCAGCUAGUAGGUCCUUGAAUAACCAGUAGAAAGGUUGAAGUUUAAAGUUUGAAGUUCAAAGCAAAGAUUUUUGUUUUGAAGGCCUUCGACAUUUGCUAACCUUUAUCAUAACCUGUAUCUCUUCGUAAAAUUAUAGCAACUAAAUCUUGGACUUUAGAGUAAAUACAUUGUUGUUUUUGUUUCUCUUCUGCGAACAGGAGUUUUUGAUCAGUCCGCGUCUCUGUUGUGUAACGUAGCAAUCAAGCUAGCUCCAAUCGUCGGCAGAUGUAAACAGGGAUAAUCGAAUAGUGAUCGCUAUGACAUUUUGGCUGUACAGUUAGUGUACUACAGUCAGUCGUAACCGGCGCUAUGUCCGCUUUGUGUAUGCUGCACCGCGCUCUCUGUAGAAAACACAGCAAUGCGUUAUUGUUUACAUUAUCCAGGCGGAACUGUCAAAUAUCAGUCAAUAAGCCGAUACAUGUCAAAAAUGUGUUGUCCAGAUGUGAUUGUGUUACGAGAUCGGAGCGGACACAUACAAGUCAGCCACACAAACUCAUAGAGAGUCUUCUCUAUAGACCUUUGGGUUCUGGCAUGAUAGGAAUUAAUAAGGAGUUAAUCAAGAAUCACCUACUGAGGAAUCCUGUUGGUUUGGCAAAUCUAUUAGGAGUGGCAGACUUCUUCAGUACCUCUCAGCCCAAACAGGAGAAAAACAAUAAAAGUAAUGGACCAAAGGGAAAAGCUCCAGGAGAAGAUGAAGAGGAGAAGAAACGUCGUGAGCUAGAAGAUAUGGUGUACCGGGAGCGCCUGCGAACCCUCUUCAUCAUAGCAGUGAUGAUGACUCUGUUAAACUCCAUUACCAGCAGCGGUGGUAACAUCUCUUGGAAUGACUUUGUCCAUGAGAUGCUGGCCAAAGGAGAGGUGUCGCGUGUGCAAGUGGUUGCUGAGAGUGACAUUGUGGAAAUCUAUCUCCACCCUGGAGCAGUGAUCUUCGGAAGACCUAGGCUGGCACUAAUGUACAGAAUGCAGGUCGCUAACAUUGACAAAUUUGAGGAGAAGCUGAGAGCUGCAGAAGAAGAGCUGAAUAUUGACACUAAGGACAGGAUACCAGUGUCCUACAAACGCACUGGUUUCUUUGGAAAUGCAGUCUAUUCUCUGGGCAUGGCUGCUAUCGGUGUGGCUAUUCUCUGGUAUGUCUUUCGACUGAUAGGCAUGGCUGGCAGAGGAGGAGGCUUCAGUGCUUUUAAUCAGCUGAAGAUGGCCAAGUUCACCAUUGUGGACGGCAAAUCGGGGAAAGGCGUGAGUUUCAAAGAUGUAGCGGGAAUGUAUGAGGCCAAGAUGGAAGUGAAGGAAUUUGUUGACUACCUCAAGAGUCCAGAGCGAUACCUCCAGCUGGGAGCCAAAGUUCCCAAGGGUGUAUUGCUGCUUGGACCUCCAGGUUGUGGAAAGACCCUGCUGGCUAAGGCUGUAGCCACUGAGGCCCAGGUGCCCUUUCUGGCUAUGGCUGGGUCUGAAUUUGUGGAGGUCAUCGGGGGCCUGGGUGCUGCCAGGGUCAGGAGUCUCUUCAAAGAAGCUCGUGCCCGGGCACCGUGCAUCGUCUACAUUGAUGAGAUUGAUGCCGUGGGGAAGAAACGCUCCACCAACAUGUCUGGUUUCUCCAAUACCGAAGAGGAACAAACCCUCAACCAGCUGCUGGUAGAGAUGGACGGAAUGGGAACGACCGACCAUGUCAUUGUUCUUGCUUCCACAAACAGAGCAGAUAUCUUAGAUAAUGCUCUCAUGAGACCAGGCAGGCUGGACAGGCACAUCUUCAUAGAUCUUCCCACACUGCAGGAGAGGAAGGAGAUCUUUGAGCAGCAUCUGAAAAUUCUGAAGCUGACGCAACCAGCUCAUGUCUACUCUCUGCAGCUGGCUGAGCUCACUCCAGGCUUCAGUGGUGCAGACAUCGCCAACAUCUGUAAUGAAGCGGCUCUGCACGCUGCCAGAGAGGGGCACAAGUCCAUCGAUACCUUCAACUUUGAAUAUGCAGUAGAGAGGGUAUUAGCGGGAAGUGUAAAGGAAGGCAAAAUUGUGUCUAAGGAGGAGCGGAGGGUGGUUGCCUUCCAUGAGUCGGGACAUGCCUUGGUGGGCUGGCUACUGGAGCACACAGAGGCAGUCAUGAAGGUGUCCAUUGCCCCACGGACUAAUGCAGCCCUGGGAUUCGCCCAGAUCAUACCUCGCGAGCAGUACCUGCUCACCAAGGAGCAGCUGUUUGAGCGCAUGUGUAUGGCUCUGGGAGGACGAGCUGCUGAGGCCAUCACCUUCAACAAAGUCACAACAGGAGCUCAGGACGACUUGCAUAAAGUCACACGCGUGGCUUACUCUAUGAUAAAGCAGUACGGCAUGUGCGACAGUGUCGGCCAGGUCUCGUUCCCAGAGACAGAGGAGCAGGGAGCUGCUGGACGUCGUCCUUUCAGCCAGGGUCUACAGCAACAGAUGGACCAUGAGGCUAAGAUGCUGAUCGCUCGCGCUUACAGGCACACAGAGAAGCUGCUACUGGACAACAGAAACAAGUUGACAAAGUUGGCCAGUGCCCUGUUGGAGCGUGAGGUGGUGAACUAUGAUGACAUUGAAGCCCUGUUGGGUCCACCUCCCUUUGGCCCAAAGAAGAUGAUUGUUCCACAGAGUUGGGUGGAGGCGGAAAAGGACAAACAAGACACGGGAGAAGACGAACCUCCCCCACCUCCCCGCAAACACAGAGAAGACGACAUGAAUGCUCAUCUGUUCUGAAAACCAAUUCCAACUUUUGUAUUCUGAGGUUGUCCUAGGGGCUGUUUUAAAGUGAUUACUGCAGCUCCAAAAAUUGCAUGAUAUUAGUACAGUAAGACAUUACUGAUAUGUAUCUCAUAGUGUGGAGCAGAAUCCAAUUUUGACCAGACUGGAGCAGUAGUGUUAAGAAGCAAAGAGGAUGACUUAUGUUGCUAAAAUAUUAAUGCAUCUGUCAUGAUGGUUAAAGAUCUUCACACUCUUUGGCCUCUCUGUCACUGAGAGACACAUGUUGGGUCGAUGAUGGAAUAAACUGAGACAGUGUUUUCUUUGGUAAUAAAAGAUGUAUUGGUUUGACCGUCGCCAGCUCAUGUAGUCCAACAGGAUGUUGUUACUAAAUAUUUAAAUAAAGUUGUAUUUAAAUAUUGUAA
Molecule: messenger RNA, 3252 nt
Organism: Betta splendens (Siamese fighting fish)
Lineage: Eukaryota; Metazoa; Chordata; Actinopteri; Anabantiformes; Osphronemidae
Gene: spg7
Product: SPG7 matrix AAA peptidase subunit, paraplegin
Exons: 17
Coding region: 449-2845 (798 amino acids)
Biological process (GO): mitochondrial protein processing; protein-containing complex assembly
Cellular component (GO): m-AAA complex; membrane
Molecular function (GO): ATP hydrolysis activity; zinc ion binding; metalloendopeptidase activity
Source: RefSeq, a predicted model, not a curated record